AUGGCCUUUUCAGUCAUCCAGCCCUACCAAUAUGUCGCCAUUCGGCUGCCCUCCGAUCAGACAAGAGUCGAACAAAUGCUCCCCAACACUCUGAUAAACCUGGGCAAAUAUGGGUCUUUCCGCACAAACCAGAUCAUAGGCCGUCCGUACCACCUGACUUUUGAGAUCCUCGACCGGUCCGAAGUCGAGAAUGGCAAAGAGCUCCGCGUCGUGCAGGCCGCCGAGUUGCAUGCCAUGGCUUUGGUCGAGCAGGCUGAGACGGACGGAGAGGUGCCGACGCCUGCGAACGAGCCGGACGAACUCGCUGUGUCACAACAGCAGACGACGACCACGACGACGCCCAAGUCCAAUGUCAACACCCACGAUGAUCCCACGAACCAGAAGUUGACCAUGGCCGAGAUCGAAACGUUAAAGCGCAACACCAUGGGUAGCGGGCGAGAACUGAUCGAAAAGAUAAUGCAGUCCCACUCCACCCUGGACCAGAAGACUGCUUUCUCUCUGGCAAAGUAUACGCUCAGGAAGCACAAAAAGUACAUGAAGCAGUUUACUGUGUUGCCGUUAGAUGUGUCAACCCUAGUCGACUGGAUGAUGGCCGAUCGGGAGUUUGCCAAGGUCAUGGAGAUGAGGAACGAAGUCCUCGGCCUGGUCGGGUGCUGGGCGAAUGUUCACGCUGCCGGGCAAGACUCUGCCAUGCUCUCCGAUAUGGACCCAUAUGCGCGGUAUCUGGUUGUGGACGACACGGGCGGUCUGCUGGUCGCAGCCAUGGCGGAGAGAAUGGGGAUUUUGCACCCAACAGACAUCGCACACGAGGUGGCUGGCAACCCUGAAGACGAAGACGUGGACGAUGAACAACCCGAUGAGACACCGACGCAUCUGCUGCCUCGAAAGCCCUAUCGUCAACGAUACCGCCGCUCGGCGAUGAGCGCAACCUCCAACACCAUCACGCUCGUGCAUGCGAAUCAACAACCCAAUCUCGGCCUCUUGCGCUAUUUCAACUUCGACUCCAACGCCCCCACUGCUUCUCAUCCAUUAUACACGAAUAUGAAAACGCUCUCGUGGUUGCAGCUACUCGAGCCAGAGUCCGCCAUCACGUAUCAAGAACCGCCCCAGAUCCCGGACACCGAACUGGCGAGGAUGAAAUCGAACCGAAGGAGUGCAUACUACCGCAAACGCCGACGGUGGGAACGAGUCAGGAACGUCGUGAACGAGACGCAGGCGGGCGGCUUCAACGGCCUGAUCGUAGCCAGCUUCGCCGACCCGUCGUCGACGUUGCGCCACCUCGUGCCUCUGCUGGCGGGCGGCAGCCAAGUCGUGGUCUACUCACCCAACGUCGAACCCCUCGUCGAAUUGGCAGACUGCUACUCCACAGCACGGAGAGCUGCGUUCAUCAACACACCUCUGGAACAGCGGACUGUCCCGUCCAAGGACUUUCCUGUCGAUCCAACACUCCUUCUAGCCCCGACGGUGCACACAGCGAGGGUGAGGAAGUGGCAGGUCCUGCCCGGACGGACACAUCCGCUGAUGACAAGCCGAGGUGGUGCAGAGGGCUACAUAUUCGUAGGGACAAGGGUGGUACCAGCAGAGGGCAAGGUUGAGGCGAGAGGAAGGCCGCCCAGGGGGAAGAAGAUCAAGGCUGAUGACAAGCCUGCGGAAAGUCCGGUCGCAGGUGAGCUCGAGGAAGGGAAGAGAGCAGCAGACGACGAGGAGCAGCCCCAGUCACCGCUGAAGAAACUGAAGGUCGAGACUGCGGCGGAACAACCAGACCGUCUGGACACGCCCGAUCCUGUCGUCAACCAGGCAUAA
Molecule: messenger RNA, 1803 nt
Organism: Fonsecaea pedrosoi CBS 271.37
Lineage: Eukaryota; Fungi; Ascomycota; Eurotiomycetes; Chaetothyriales; Herpotrichiellaceae
Exons: 2
Coding region: 1-1803 (600 amino acids)
Biological process (GO): tRNA methylation
Cellular component (GO): nucleus; tRNA (m1A) methyltransferase complex
Source: RefSeq, a predicted model, not a curated record